UAUUCAAACUUCCGCCGUCACUUUUGGUUGGAUUGAUCGAUUUACUGCGGAAUUCUUUCUUUCUUUCAUCCAUCCAUCGUUGCAAUUUCUAUUAUUUUGUAUUAGCGAUAUUAGCUAGCUUCCUACUACACCCAACCUCUAAAAUGGAGGAGUCAGAGGUGGGCGAAUUAUCUGUGGAAGACGAGCCGAAGAGACGAAGGAUUUCCUCGAAGAGAACGUCCACGGUCAACUCAGAAACCUCCCCCGCCACUGUCAACAACUCCAAAAAACCUCCACUGUGCCGAGGGAGUUCCUUCACCUUUCUGACUCCAGGCACACCAUGGGACUUCAGUCUGAAGAGGAAACAUAAAGAGCCCAAGGAUGACGACACUGUCAGUCUGUCCAGCUUUGACCUCAAAGUAAAGAGAAAACGCAGAGAGAAAAGGGAGCAUGACGACACUGUCAGUCUGUCCAGUUUUGACCUCAAAGAGCCCAGUAACAAGCGUGUGCGGCCACUGUGCCGGGUGUCAUCUCUGGCUAACCUGAUCUCCCCUUCCAAGAAUGGAGCCGUCCGACGCUUUGGUCAAACCAUCCAGAACAUGUCACUGCGGGGUGACAGCAAGUCGCCGGGGGCACCACUGAAGUCGUGCAGUAAGGCAGCGGGCCCAACACCUCCCAAACGUAGAAACAGCACUCUGUGGUCUGAAACACUGGACGUUCACCAGAAGAGCACCUUCUCCACCAAAGAGAUUAAGAGACAGGAGGCCAUUCAUGAGCUAUCCAGAGGAGAACAAGACCUUAUUGAAGACCUCCAAAUGGCACGAAAGGCAUAUCAUGAUCCCAUGCUGAAGCUUUCCAUCAUGACAGAGGAAGAGCUAACUCAUAUAUUUGGAGAUCUGGAUUCUUACAUUCCACUUCAUGAAGACUUGUUGGAUAAGCUUGCAAAGGGCACCGGUCCUAAUGGAACAGUUGGUCAGAUUGGACAGAUCGUCGUGGACUGGUUGCCAGGUCUGAAUGCGUACAGAGACUAUUGCAGUAACCAGCUGGCUGCCAAGGCCCUGUUGGACCAGAAGAAGCAGGACCGGAAGGUGCAGGACUUCCUGCAGCGCUGCCUGGAGUCUCCCUUCAGUAGGAAGCUGGACCUGUGGAGCUUCCUGGAUAUACCCAGGAGCCGGCUGGUGAAAUAUCCCCUACUGCUGAGAGAGAUACUGAGACAUACACCACCAGAUCACCCUGACGUUCCCUGUCUGGAGAAGGCGAUAGCCAUCAUCCAGGGUGUGUUGUCUGACAUCAACAUGAGGAAGGGGGAGUCAGAGAGUCAGUACUACAUUAAUAAACUGGAGUAUCUGGACGACCGGCAGAGAGACCCGCUCAUCGACAACUGCAAGACCUUGUUGUGUCACGGAGAGCUACGCAACAAGAGUGGCUCGAAACUGCACGUGUUCCUGUUCUCUGAGCUGCUGGUGCUGACGAGGCCGGUGACACGUCACGAGCGGAGCUGCUACCAGGUGUACCGUCAGCCCCUCCCCAUCAGAGACCUGGCUCUGGAGGACCUGCAGGAUGGAGACGUACGCAUGGGAGGGUCAUUCAGAGGGGCCUUCAGCCAGGGGGAGAAAGCUAAGAACGUGUUCCGCGUGACCUCCCUGGACCCGACCCACGGCCAGUCUCACACUCUGCAGGUCAACGACGUCUUCCACAAGCAGCAGUGGCUCAACUGUCUCCGCAGCGCCAUCGACGCCCAACCUCAACAGCAGAGGGCGCCAGUCAGAGAUCAGCACAGUGAGGCUACAACCAUGACCAGGGCCAAGCGUCGUUCUUCUGUGGUGUCCAUGUCUGAUAUGGUGGGCGAAGGGGCAGAUGAGAACGUCUGGCACCAGGUCGGUGAGCCAAUCCUUGGGUGUAAAGGCACAGAGACACUCCCCGCGUCUGGUUCUUCAAGUAAAAUUAAAAGAGAGUGGAGCCGUGGUACGCAGCGCAGGAGGAAAGAGACCGGGGUUUAGAAGAACGGAAGAGUCUACGGAGCCUCGUGGGAUGUCUACACCUGUACACCUUCAUUCAUUUGUAUUUUUACUGUGUCUUCUUCUUCUAUGGUGUUAUGUUGAACUUCUUACUUGUGAUAUUAAUGUGUAGGCUACUUGUUUGUGAAUUUCCAUGACACCUGUCUGUCAAGUAGUGAUUUUGAAUAAAAGAGUAUGUCUGACAAUAGCAGUGAUGUACCAUGACGACCAUGUAGCAGCUAUGUCAAAACCGUCCAAUCACAUCCGUCCAGUCUGUGCACUGCAAACCAAUGAAAUUGAAGAGUUCUGUAAAUUUCAGGAGAGAAAAAAAGUUAUUGGUUUACUUUACAGGGGAAUGAUAUUUGUCAACCAAAUUGACUAAAAAUGGUUUACAGCGAUUAUGAGAAUUAGGAUUUUACACUUUUCUUAAAACUAUUUUUAUUUAAUUUUUUUUAUGUUAAAAUGACUAACUCUGUUUUUAGGCAAAAUAGCACUGUUUUAGCUCCUAGAAUAAGAAUAUAUGUUGCUUGGAACUGGAAUUUAUUAACCACUUGAUUUGAUAAGUCAUUAUUUCUACAGGGUUGGUCAGUGUGUCCUUCGUUACUAUUAAAAAGGCCUGUGCCGGCUUUGUUGAGACGUU
This is a messenger RNA of Oncorhynchus masou masou (cherry salmon), 2616 nucleotides long. Its product is annotated as neuroepithelial cell-transforming gene 1 protein-like. The record is from RefSeq and is a predicted model, not a curated record. NCBI's taxonomy places the organism in Eukaryota, Metazoa, Chordata, Actinopteri, Salmoniformes, Salmonidae. Gene Ontology annotation, molecular function: guanyl-nucleotide exchange factor activity. The coding region runs from base 144 to 1979 and encodes 611 amino acids. Gene Ontology annotation, biological process: positive regulation of Rho protein signal transduction; intracellular signal transduction. The transcript has 13 exons.